AUGGAACCAGACCAGAAUACUUUACUAUCACAUUCUUUGCCAAACUACUACCUGCCCGUUCCGCGCAAACCCUUUACGUCACCCACAUCUAACUACAACACCCUUUACGCCUGCCUUUACGCCCAACUUAACGCCUGCCUUUACGCCCAACUUAACGCCUGCCUUUACGCCCAACUUAACGCCUGCCUUUACGCCCAACUUAACGCCUGCAUUUACGCCCAACUUAACGCCUGCCUUUACGCCCAACUUAACGCCUGCCUUUACGCCCAACUUAACGCCUGCCUUUACGCCCAACUUAACGCCUGCAUUUACGCCCAACUUAACGCCUGCCUUUACGCCCAACUUAACACCUGCCUUUACGCCCAACUUAACGCCUGCCUUUACGCCCAACUUAACGCCUGCCUUUACGCCCAACUUAACGCCUGCCUUUACGCCCAACUUAACGCCUGCCUUUUCGCCCAACUUAACGCCUGCCUUUACGCCCAACUUAACGCCUGUCUUUACGCCCAACUUAACGCCUGCAUUUACGCCCAACUUAACGCUUGCCUUUACGCCCAACUUAACGCCUGCCUUUACGCCCAACUUAACACCUGCCUUUACGCCCAACUUAACGCCUGCCUUUACGCCCAACUUAACGCCUUCCUUUACGCCCAACUUAACGCCUGCCUUUACGCCCAACUUAACGCCUGCCUUUACGCCCAACUUAACGCCUGCAUUUACGCCCAACUUAACGCCUGCCUUUACGCCCAACUUAACGCCUGCCUUUACGCCCAACUUAACGCCUGCCUUUACGCCCAACUUAACGCCUGCCUUUACGCCCAACUUAACGCCUGCCUUUACGCCCAACUUAACGCCUGCCUUUACGCCCAACUUAACGCCUGCCUUUACGCCCAACUUAACGCCUGCAUUUACGCCCAACUUAACGCCUGCCUUUACGCCCAACUUAACGCCUGCCUUUACGCCCAACUUAACGCCUGCCUUUACGCCCAACUUAACGCCUGCAUUUACGCCCAACUUAACGCCUGCCUUUACGCCCAACUUAACACCUGCCUUUACGCCCAACUUAAAGCCUGCCUUUACGCCCAACUUAACGCCUGCCUUUACGCCCAACUUAACGCCUGCCUUUACGCCCAACUUAACGCCUGCCUUUACGCCCAACUUAACGCCUGCAUUUACGCCCAACUUAACGCCUGCCUUUACGCCCAACUUAACGCCUGCCUUUACGCCCAACUUAACGCCUGCCUUUACGCCCAACUUAACACCUGCCUUUACGCCCAACUUAACGCCUGCCUUUACGCCCAACUUAACGCCUGCAUUUACGCCCAACUUAACGCCUGCCUUUACGCCCAACUUAACGCCUGCCUUUACGCCCAACUUAACGCCUGCCUUUACGCCCAACUUAACGCCUGCCUUUACGCCCAACUUAACGCCUGCCUUUACGCCCAACUUAACGCCUGCCUUUACGCCCAACUUAACGCCUGCCUUUACGCCCAACUUAACGCCUGCCUUUACGCCCAACUUAACGCCUGCCUUUACGCCCAACUUAACGCCUGCCUUUACGCCCAACUUAACGCCUGCCUUUACGCCCAACUUAACGCCUGCCUUUACGCCCAACUUAACACCUGCCUUUACGCCCAACUUAACGCCUGCCUUUACGCCCAACUUAACGCCUGCCUUUACGCCCAACUUAACCCCUGCCUUUACGCCCAACUUAACGCCUGCCUUUACGCCCAACUUAACGCCUGCAUUUACGCCCAACUUAACGCCUGCCUUUACGCCCAACUUAACGCCUGCCUUUACGCCCAACUUAACGCCUGCCUUUACGCCCAACUUAACGCCUGCAUUUACGCCCAACUUAACGCCUGCCUUUACGCCCAACUUAAUGCCUGCCUUUACGCCCAACUUAACGCCUGCAUUUACGCCCAACUUAACGCCUGCAUUUACGCCCAACUUAACGCCUGCCUUUACGCCCAACUUAAUGCCUGCCUUUACGCCCAACUUAAUGCCUGCCUUUACGCCCAACUUAACGCCUGCCUUUACGCCCAACUUAACGCCUGCCUUUACGCCCAACUUUAG
This is a messenger RNA of Knipowitschia caucasica, 2076 nucleotides long. The record is from the annotation of a GenBank genome assembly. Lineage: Eukaryota; Metazoa; Chordata; Actinopteri; Gobiiformes; Gobiidae.